Orycteropus afer afer is the source of this 3153-nucleotide messenger RNA. RefSeq names its product unc-51 like autophagy activating kinase 1 (gene ULK1). Gene Ontology annotation, cellular component: autophagosome; cytoplasm. The transcript has 28 exons. Lineage: Eukaryota; Metazoa; Chordata; Mammalia; Tubulidentata; Orycteropodidae. Bases 1 to 3153 code for a protein of 1050 amino acids. Gene Ontology annotation, biological process: axon extension; protein autophosphorylation; positive regulation of autophagy. Gene Ontology annotation, molecular function: protein serine/threonine kinase activity; ATP binding. The record is from RefSeq and is a predicted model, not a curated record.
AUGGAGCCCGGCCGCAGCGGCAUGGAGGCCGUGGGCCAGUUCGAGUUCUCCCGCAAGGACCUGAUUGGACACGGGGCCUUCGCUGUGGUCUUCAAGGGCCGCCACCGGGAGAAGCACGAUCUGGAGGUGGCGGUCAAGUGCAUUAACAAGAAGAACCUCGCCAAGUCGCAGACGCUGCUGGGGAAGGAGAUCAAGAUUCUCAAGGAAUUGAAACAUGAAAAUAUCGUGGCCUUGUACGACUUCCAGGAAAUGGCCAAUUCUGUGUACCUGGUCAUGGAGUACUGCAAUGGCGGGGACCUGGCUGACUACCUGCACACCAUGCGUACACUCAGUGAGGACACCAUCCGGCUCUUCCUGCAGCAGAUCGCGGGCGCCAUGCAGCUGCUGCACAGCAAGGGCAUCAUCCACCGCGACCUUAAGCCCCAGAACAUCCUGUUGUCCAACCCCGGCGGGCGCCGCGCCAACCCCAACAACAUCCGCGUCAAGAUCGCUGACUUCGGGUUUGCACGCUACCUGCAGAGUAACAUGAUGGCAGCAACACUCUGUGGCUCCCCCAUGUACAUGGCCCCCGAGGUCAUCAUGUCCCAGCAUUACGACGGGAAGGCAGACCUGUGGAGCAUAGGCACCAUCAUUUACCAGUGCCUGACGGGGAAGGCGCCCUUCCAGGCCAGCAGCCCCCAAGACCUCCGCCUGUUCUAUGAGAAGAACAAGACGCUGGUCCCCACCAUCCCCCGGGAGACCUCAGCCCCUCUGAGGCAGCUGCUCCUGGCGCUGCUGCAGCGGAACCACAAGGAUCGGAUGGACUUUGAUGAAUUUUUCCAUCACCCGUUCCUUGAUGCCAGCUCCUCCAUCAAGAAGUCCCCUCCGGUGCCUGUGCCCUCGUGCCCCAGCUCUGGCUCCGGCAGCAGCUCCAGCAGCGGUAGCACCUCGCACCUGGCCUCCCCACCGUCCCUCGGGGACAUGCACCAGCUGCAGAAGACGCUGACCUCUCCGGCUGCCGCCGCUGCCGCCUUCCUGCAAGGCUCCAGGGACUCGGGUGGCAGCAGCAAGGACUCCUCCUGUGACACCGAUGACUUUGUCAUGGUCCCAGCCCAGUUCCCAGGUGACCUGGGGGCUGAGGUGGCCGGUGCCAAGCCCCCUCCAGACAGCCUCCUGUGCAGUGGGAGCUCGCUGGCAGCUUCUGCUGGUCUGGAGAGCCAUGGCCGGACCCCAUCCCCAUCCCCUCCUUACAGCAGCUCCCCCAGCCCCUCCAGCCGGGCCGGCCCCUCUACCAGCAGGUACGGUGUGUCCGUCCCCAUCCCGGUCCCCACGCAGGUGCACAACUACCAGCGAAUCGAGCAGAACCUGCAGUCACCUGCCCCGUAUGCAGCACCCCGGUCCACUGCUGUCCGCAGGUCGGGCAGCACCAGCCCCUUGGGCUUCGCCCGCGCCAGCCCCUCACCCCCAUCUCAUGCUGAGCACGGAGCCGCCUUGGCCAGGAAGUUCUCCCUGGGCGGGGCCCGGCCCUACACACCCUCGCCCCAAGUUGGAACCAUCCCCGAGAGGUCGGGUGUGAGCGGGACACCCUCCCCACAAGGAGCCGAGAUGCGGGGUGGCAAGUUCCCGCGGCCAGGCUCCUCCGUGCCUGAGCACUCGCCCCGUGCCACUGGGCUGGGUUGCCGCCUGCACAGCGCUCCUAACCUCUCGGACCUGCACGUCGUGCGUCCCAAGCUGCCCAAGCCCCCCACGGAUCCACUGGGGACUGCAUUUGGCAUCCCCCAGGCCAGUCCCCCACUGCCGGCCUGCCGGCCCCUACGCAGCUCACCCAAGCUACCUGACUUCCUGCAGCGGACCCCCCUGCCCCCUAUCCUGGGCUCCCCCACCAAGGCCGGCCCCUCGAUUGACUUCCCCAAGACGCCCAGCUCGCAGAACUUGCUGGCCCUCCUGGCCCGGCAGGGCGUGGUGGUGGCGCCCCCCCGGAACCGCACGCUACCUGACCUCACAGAGGGGGGUCCCUUCCAGGCACAGCCACUGGGUCCCGGGCUGCGGCCCCCCGAGGAGGCUAAGGGCCCCUUUGGCAGGUCCCUGAGCACCGGCCGCCUCACUGACCUCCUUCUGAAGGCAGCCUUUGGCACCCAGGCCCCGGACUCGGGCAGCACUGACAGCCUGCAGGAGAAGCCCAUGGAGAUCGCACCUUCUGCCGGCUUUGGAGGGAGCCUACACCCUGGAGCUCGUGCUGGGGGCACCAGCAGCCCUUCCCCUGUGGCAUUCACCGUGGGCUCUCCACCUAGCGGGACCACACCACCGCAGGGCCCCCGUACCCGGCUGUUCUCAGUAGGCUCCUCCGGCUCCCUCAGCUCGGCCGGCUCCUCCUCUGGUCGCCAUCUGCCGCCCGGGGCCUGCGGUGAGGGUGCAGCCCCCGAGCCCCCGGUACCAGGACACUGCUGCAGCUUCACUGACCCCAUAGCUGCCAACCUGGAGGGGGUUGUGACCUUUGAGGCCCCUGACCUGCCUGAGGAGACCCUCAUGGAGCAAGAGCACACGGAGACCCUGCAUAGCCUACGCUUCACGCUGGCGUUCGUGCAGCACGUGCUGGAGAUCGCCACCCUCAAGGGCAGCGGUGGCGAGGCGGCUGGGGGCCCCGAGUAUCAGCUGCAGGAGAGCCUGGUGGCCGACCAGAUCAGCCUGCUGAGCCGCGAGUGGAGCUUCGCCGAGCAGCUGGUCCUGUACCUGAAGGUGGCGGAGUUGCUGUCGGCCGGGCUGCAGACUGCCAUCGAGCAGAUCCGGGCUGGCAAGCUCUGCCUGUCGUCCACCGUGAAGCAGGUGGUGCGGAAGCUGAACGAGCUGUACAAGUCCAGCGUGGGGGCCUGCCAGAGCCUGAGCCUACGGCUGCAGCGCUUCUUCCUGGACAAGCAGCGGCUCAUGGACCGUGUGCAUAGCAUCACGGCCGAGAGGCUCAUUUUCAGCCACGCUGUGCAGACAGUGCAGUCAGCCGCUCUGGAUGAGAUGUUUCACCACCGGGAGGACUGUGUGCAACGCUACCACAAGGCCUUGCUUCUCAUGGAGGGGCUGCAGCAGAUCCUCACGGACCAGACGGAUGUGGAGAACAUCGCCAAGUGCAAGCUGUGCAUCGAACGGAGACUCUCGGCCCUGCUGAGCGGCCUCUGUGCCUGA